GACCUGUCUGUGAAGGCUACACGGGGGAGCUUUGUCUUUGUCUCUAUAGUCCAGUCACUGCAGGAAGUGGCGAGGUCAGUGCCGCUGCGCUCGUCACAGCGGCAGCCCGCGGAACUCGACGUCGCGGACUGCACCGACUCCUCUGUACUAGUUAGGGGCUGUACUAGUUACACGAUGUACUAGUUACACGCUGUACUAGUUACACGAUGUACUAGUUACACGCUGUACUAGUUACAUGCUGUACUAGUUAGGGGUUGUACUAGUUACACGAUGUACUAGUUACACGCUGCACUAGUUAGGGGCUAUACUAGUUACACGAUGUACUAGUUACACGAUGUACUAGUUAGGGGCUGUACUAGUGUACUAGUUACACGCUGCACUAGUUACACGCUGUACUAGUUACACGCUGUACUAGUUAGGGGUUGUACUAGUUACAUGCUGUACUAGUUACACGCUGUACUAGUUACACGCUGUACUAGUUACGGGCUGUACUAGUUACACGCUGUACUAGUUAGGGGUUGUACUAGUUACACGCUGUACCAGUUACACGCUGUACUAGUUACACGCUGCACUAGUUAGGGGCUGUACUAGUUACAGGCUGUACUAGUUAGGGGCUGUACUAGUUACAGGCUGUACUAGUUACACGCUGUACUAGUUACACGCUGUACUAGUUAGGGGUUGUACUAGUUACAUGCUGUACUAGUUACACGAUGUACUAGUUACGAGCUGUACUAGUUACAUGCUGUACUAGUUAGGGGCUGUACUAGUUACACGGUGUACUAGUUACACGAUGUACUAGUUAUACGGUGUACUAGUUACAGGUUGUACUAGUUACACGCUGUACUAGUUACACGCUGUACUAGUUAGGGGCUGUACUAGUUACACGCUGUACUAGUUACACGCUGUACUAGUUACAGGCUGCACUGUACCCGCAUCAGCUGAUCCAAGUUCCGCUGCUGUCUCAGCUGUCUCGAUCAAGAUCGCCACAGCAGUCCCGAGAAGACACCACCGUGGAAUUAUAGCUCGGGUUCCAGCCGAUGUCACCGGUAACGGCAGCGGUAGCAGCGGCCACGUGAGUCGUCGUAGUAGCUGCCAAGCGAGUUGCGGCAAUGUUGAGUAGCCUCCAGGAGCACGUGUCUCGGAUGGCCGCGCAGUAUCUGCACCGGAGCGGCACGCGGAGCCCGCGAGCCGGGACUGGAGUCGAACCGGGACCUGGUGACAGAGCGGAACCCGGCCGGGAAGGAAAGCCGGCGGGUCAGGGGUUGCGAGACCAGAGCCGGCCCGACUGUGAAGCGCUGCCGCAGCGCUACCCGUCAAGCCGGCCUGCCUUCGUGCUGUCCACGGAGCAGCAGCAGGACCCACAGCGGCAGCAGCGCAGGACGCGGCAGGAGGGAGAGGAGGAGACGCAGCAGGUCGAGCUGUGGAAGGCGCUGCGGCGGCAACGACAGCAGCAGCAGGCGGAGGAGCAGUGCCAGCACUUGGGGGGGCAGAGGCAGGAGAGGCAGCAGGAGGAGCAAGAACAGCAACCUCCACACGGAGAGCAGCAACGGGAGCUACACGAGCAGCAGCAACAGCAGCAGCAGCAGGAAACGCAGCCGGACGGUUGCUCGGUGGUGCGGGCUGUGCGCCCCGGUGCGGCGGGUUUGCCGUGGGGGUGCGGCUAUGCUGAGGCCACGAACCACAACAAGAGCCGGUGCAACGAGGACCAGGCAGCCUGCCUCAUGCUGCCACUGGAGUGGCCCCCCACAGCCUGCACGGACGGACCCCUGCACACAUCGUCACAGCUGGGGAGCCAGGCAGCCGCUGGCGUGGUCACGGCUCUCCUAGACAAGGCUGAGGCUCUCUUGCCACCGGGCCGUGUCUGCCACCAACCUCCUGACGCCGAGCUCCUCCUGCACGAGGACUUCGAGAUGGUCUCCCACGACGCUCUGGGGAGCGGCGUGGACCGCCAUUCUAAAACUCCCAGGAACAUUUCGAACGAGGACGUGGAGAACUCUGGAACUGUGGUUUUGGAAAAUCGCAGAGGUGCAGCAGUGAGCUCAUUCACAGGCGCAGUCGGGGAGGCGCUGCCCUACUGGGCGCUAUUUGACGGGCACGGCGGUCCGGCCGUGGCCCUCACCGCGGCCCACACGCUGCACAACCUCCUGGGCCGAGCGCUGCAGAAGGUGGCGCCGGUCCUGGCGGCCGAGGGCCCCGCGCCGUUUGUCAUCGCCGCGCCCAACGCGCCGCAGGCGCCGGCCGAGCCCGCGCGCCCGCGGCAAGGGCGCGCCGUGUCGCGCGGCGAGAUCGUCGUGGGCGCCAUCGAGAGCGCCUUCCUCGAGAUGGACCGACAGAUCGAGAGGGAGCGCGUGUCGUUCGACCUGCGCGGUGGCUGCACUGCGAUGGCGGCGCUGUGUGCACUGGGCCACCUUUACGUGGCCAAUGCUGGGGACAGCCGGGCUAUCAUCGUGAGGGCCAGGGACGUCAUCCCCAUGUCGCAUGAAUUCACUCCCACGACAGAGAGGCAGCGGCUGCAACGGCUGGCGAGUGAGCGCCCCGAGCUGCUGAAGGAGAUCUUCACGCCGCUGGAGUUUGGGUGCCGGGUGCUACGCCGUGACCUUGGCAUGAGGGUCCUCUACCGCUCUCAUCACAUGACCGGCUGGGGCUAUAAGACCGCUACUGAGGAGGACCUGCGCUUCCCGCUCAUCAGCGGCAUGGGGAAACAGGCUCGGCUAUUCAGCACGAUCGGCGUGACGCGGGGCUUUGGGAACCACGACCUCAUGGUGCACGACACGGACAUCUGCAUCAAACCCUUCCUGAGCAGCACUCCGGAGGUGAUGGUGCACAAGCUGUGGCAGGGUGGCCCCGGAGAUGAGGAGGACGACGACGAGGUGCUGGUGAUGGGCACGGACGGGCUGUGGGACGUGCUCGGCGUGGACGAGGUGGCGUCACACGUCCGCUCCGUGCUCAAGGCGUCGCGGCCGCACGACCCCGGCAGGUUCACGAGGGCGGCUGUGGCUCUCGUGCGUUUGGCCACGCGGCCCCAGGGAUCCCCGGACGACGUCUCCGUGUUCGUCAUUCCCCUGCGCCCCCCUCGCCUCGCGUGCAGCCGGCCAGGGCCCCCCAGCCCAGGCCCCCCAACCCGAGCCCUCCAGCCUGAACAGGGAGGACUGCCAAGCUGAAGCCUCGUGGUGAUAGCGGUGGUGAUGGUGGUGGCCAGCAGCGGAUCCAAGAGGCGUGGGGCUGAUAGGGGCGUCCGCCCCCCCCGCUUGGGUCCCGAUAAUUGGCAUUGUAUUUACCAUGGAGAAUACAUUGAAUAUUUUUUUAUUAUGAAUGUAGGGGGCCCUGUGUGAAGAGCUUCCGGUUCCAGGGACCCCCACCACCACGGGAAUGUUUAUAAAUCUCUGGCCGUGGCCGUGGUAGUGACGAUGAUAAUGUGAACUUAAAACUUCGAUUUUCGUAGCCAGUACCAAGAUAUGCGUGCUGGUGCGUGGUUGUUCUCUGAUGUCGUGAUGGUGCUUGUGACUACUGUCACGGUGGUGGUGGCGGCCCGCGCUAUGAUUGAAUUGUGCCACCACUUGCUGGCAGGGAUUGGUGGAUCACAAGGGCAUGGUAGUCCUGCAUUUGCAGUUCUAUGUUGGGGUAAACGCAUGGCAUUAAUGCGUUGGUGUAAAUCCAAUUGCCAAGGCAGGUUCCUGAAACUUGCACGAUUGCUCCACGUUUCUAUUUGUGAUUAGAUUACUUGGCAUGUGCCACUUGAUUCGUUUGUACGCGAUUUAAUGAUUAUAUUAUGAAGGGAGAAAGCACGGGCGUUGGGCGGCAGCGAGGGGUUGAGUCCCGCGGGACGCGCGGAGCUCGGCACGCGGCCGCAGUCGCAGCGUUUCCAGCUGUCGAGUCAAGUGGCGGCGUAGGCCGCACGACGUCGCCUCGGGCGACUGCACCCUCCUCCCCGAAACCUCGCGACAUCGGCAAUCGAGCCACGAUCACCACUCGGGGAGGUAACGCGACGCUGGAGCCGCGUCGACGGUGCUGCGCGAGACCCCAGCUGCCGCUGCCUGAAGGAGGCAGUGCAGAAAGUAGGUUGUCUGACGAGGCUGUCCGGGGGGCCGAGUUUGAAUGUUCUCGUGUACGUGAGUGCUUUGUCCGCACGUUCCAGCUUCCUCACGGAGAACAACAACAACAACAACAACGAGAGAGAAUGCUGGGAAACUAUCGGAGCUGAAAAUUUCAACGGCCGAGCUCUGUUGAGUUCUGGAGACUCGCAGAGAGGUUUUCCUGUGUAAAGAGUUCAAUUUCACAUUACUCCUUCGUGUCCAAUCCGCAAUAAUUCCGCGCAAUGUGCUGACUGCCGCAAAUCCGCGUCGCCCCAGCUAUCCAUUGAAGUUGCCACGGGAUUUAAAAGUCAACUGCGAUUACGCAUAACCUGGCUGUACUGUUAGGGGCUGUUUGAGGCUUAAACCCGUGACUCCGGUGGUUCUGGUUCAGUGCCUGAGCUUGGGCAGCCGCCAAAGACAUGAGGCCGAGGGGGGGGUGCUGAAAUCCCGAGCACAGAGCAUUCCGUGCUCGGUUUGGUGAAGGUGUGCAGGUCAGGAGGACUGUGUAAACUUACGCCACUUAAGUUAACGCGAACCAGGAUUCAAACUCAGAUCGCGUUAUUUAUAAAUGUGUCAUAACCCUCCACCACCCGACACGGCCAAUCAGCAAAAAAGUGUC
Petromyzon marinus (sea lamprey) is the source of this 4692-nucleotide messenger RNA. RefSeq names its product protein phosphatase 1H-like. Lineage: Eukaryota; Metazoa; Chordata; Hyperoartia; Petromyzontiformes; Petromyzontidae. Gene Ontology annotation, molecular function: [pyruvate dehydrogenase (acetyl-transferring)]-phosphatase activity. The record is from RefSeq and is a predicted model, not a curated record. Gene Ontology annotation, biological process: protein dephosphorylation. Gene Ontology annotation, cellular component: mitochondrion.